Camelina sativa (false flax) is the source of this 627-nucleotide messenger RNA. The record is from RefSeq and is a predicted model, not a curated record. NCBI's taxonomy places the organism in Eukaryota, Viridiplantae, Streptophyta, Magnoliopsida, Brassicales, Brassicaceae.
ACAUCACAAGCUUGAUAAAGAAGAAAAGUUAUAAAAAAUUCUUGUACCUUUUAUAAGAAAUACUCUUAUUUGAAACUUUACUUCUUUAUCAAUGGCUUAUUCUAAGAUAGCUCUUCUUUUCCUCUUCAAUGUCAUCUUCCUCACCUUGGUCAGCUCGACUUCUGUCCCUUGUCCACCACCACCAUCCAAGAGCUAUCACAAGAAGCCCUCACCAUCGUCUCCUUACCACAAAGCCACAUGUAAAGACGCUCUUAAACUCAAGGUAUGUGCUAACGUGUUGGAUUUGGUUAAGGUUUCUCUACCACCAACGUCCCAGUGUUGCGCUCUCAUCGAUAAUUUAGUUGAUCUUGAAGCCGCAGUCUGUCUUUGCACCGCCCUAAAGGCUAAUCUUCUUGGUAUCAACCUUAACGUUCCAAUUUCUUUAAACCUUGUCCUAAACCAUUGCGGUAAGAAGGUUCCAUCUGGUUUCAAAUGUGCCUAGAGAUAACACAUUCUAAACUGAGAUUCUAGAUUCCACAUUUCAUUUUUGUUUUUUUUUUCUUUCUUAAAUUCCUCGCCUGAUGAUAUCUUUUUCUGUUUUUGUAAUUCGUUGUAUUCAUGAAAUAAAGAGACUUUUGUUUUUAUUAA